AUGGAUUAUAUUCAACCCCGGCAUCUUUAUACCCGUCUCCUCGAAAAUGUUCCUUGGAAAUCGGGAGAUCCUAAUGCCAAGGGAGACCCAAGGAAAAGUGUUAAAUGGAUUGAUGGCCUGCGGGGUAUAGCUUCUUUCCUCGUCGUCUUGACACAUCUUGCCCGAGCCUGGGACUACGACCUCUUUGCACCUCGCGAUAAUGAGGACGCCGCUCCCCGCAUUAUGCAAUGGCCCGUCUUCCGUAUUCCAUGGCAAGGCCGCCUGGGUGUUACGAUCUUCGCCUUUCUGACUGGUUACGUUUGCGCACUCAAACCCAUCAAACAAUCCCGCAACGGCGACCACUUGGGCUCGUUUACCUCCGUCGCCAAGAGCGCGUUCCGCCGUCCUCCGCGCCUGAUCUUCCCAGCAACCAUCGCCCUGAUCAUCUCAUGGAUCAUGGCCCAGUUCGGUGCUUUCAUUGUGGCUAACCGGUCGGACAGCUGGUGGUGCCGCUACGCGUCCCCAGAUCUGGCGGACUCGUUCUGGAAGGAGUGCCUCCGGCUGUUUGAGAACUUCCUUAGUGUUUGGACCACCGGUUAUAUGGCAUAUGACGAUCACCAAUGGGCUUUGUUGCCGCUAUUGGAGGCAUCGAUGCUGGUCUAUAUCCUGCUAUGCAUUACGAUGUUCGUCAAGUUCCGCUGGCGCCUGGCGAUCUACCUGGGCAUGUUCCUCUACUUUCACCAGAAUGCCGCUAAAAACACAGAAACCUUCCAAAUGCAGGCCAUCUACGGCAUGUUUCUUAGCGACCUGACCUAUGAGACCGCGUUCAAAGAGUUUGUUGAGCGGCAUAAAUGGGGACGUCGGAUUGUGUCGGCCACCCUCGCCUGCUCCGGCCUCCUGAUCUGUUCCUACCCGGGCGAGCAUCCCGAAUGGGCGACAUGGUCCAACUACAUGUUUGAGGUGGCCCAAUAUAUUUUCCCACCGGAAGUGAACAUCGGCAAGCGCUAUUCAGCCCUUGGUGUUGACCUGAUUAUAUUCGCCAUUUACAUCUCGCCAUCCACCAAGGACUUCCUAUCGAACCGCCUUCUCCUCUGGCUCGGGAAGCAGAGUUUCGCGGUCUAUCUGGUGCAUGGGACCCUCCUCCGCACUGUGCUGUGCUGGAUGCUGUACGGCAUUAGUGGCCAGCCCUGGGAUGGCGAUAUCGUCGAUGGCAACGGCCAACCUAUCCUGGACGAGUCUGGCGAGCCCCUUCAUCCGCACUGGAUUCCCAUCCGCGCACCCUGGGUUGUCGCCAUUUCUAUUCCUGCGUGGAUUGCCCUUGUCUACAUCUGCGCGGCUCUGUGGACUGCAUACGUGGAUCCGUUCUGUGCAAAACUCACCCAAAAGCUGGAGAAGUUGAUGUUCGAGGAAGAUGAAAAAUCCUCCGCAUCGCUUCCUCUUACCAGCAUGCCAAUGACGAGCUUGCCGAUGACUUCCGCAUAA
Penicillium canariense is the source of this 1461-nucleotide messenger RNA. RefSeq names its product acyltransferase family protein. The record is from RefSeq and is a predicted model, not a curated record. Gene Ontology annotation, molecular function: acyltransferase activity, transferring groups other than amino-acyl groups. Gene Ontology annotation, cellular component: membrane. NCBI's taxonomy places the organism in Eukaryota, Fungi, Ascomycota, Eurotiomycetes, Eurotiales, Aspergillaceae. Gene Ontology annotation, biological process: polysaccharide biosynthetic process. The transcript is spliced from 3 exons. Bases 1 to 1461 code for a protein of 486 amino acids.